AUGGAAAUUCCAACUAGAUUAAAUGCCGCGUGUGCAUUAGAAGCGUUGGAAUCAUCUGAUGACCUUAAGAAAGAUGCAAAGGCGCAGAAAGCUAUUGCUACAACGAUUAGCAAGAGAAAUCAGCAGAUAAUUAUGUCGUGUAACAGUGCCAACGCGAUGUAUAGAAAGUUGUGUGACCUAUAUGAAGGAGAUACUGAGGCGUUGAAAGGAGAACUUUUAAAGGAGUAUUUCAAUUUCCGCAUGACGACUGAUAUAGCCAAGGGGAUCGCUGAUCUCGAAAACCUAAAAAUUCGUUUGAAAAAUGCAGGUCAUGAAAUUGAAGAUGCCGAAAUGGUCCAGAGAAUACUUUCUGCACUCCCCGAGACCUAUCAAUAUUUUAUACCUUCAUGGCAGUCAGCACCUAAAGAUGAAAGAACAGUGUCACAUCUCACCACACGUUUGAUGGCUUUAGAGAGGUCCAAUAAGCAACGCGAGAACCCAGAGAAUGAUGACAAAGUUGCUUUCAAAACUACAAAGAAGAAAGAUGGCUACAAAAACAGAAAAGGUGAGAAAAAUCUACCCAGAUUGAAGUGUCAUCUCUGUGAAUCAGAAUCCCAUCUCGUCCGAACAUGUCCCAAGAAUCCAAACAUAAAGCGCUGUAAAUAUUGUAAGAAACAAAACCAUAAAUCAGAACAUUGUUAUUUUAGAGAAAGAUAUGAGAAAAGGGAACCAGAAAAGAAAGAGAAGAUAGCAUACCUGUCGCACACCACCAACAACGACACUAAUAAAUGUAAAACUGGUGUUGCAUUUUUUGUAGAUUCAGGCUUGUCUCACCACAUGAUUAAUGAUGCUUCAUUGCUGAGUGAUUUCAAGAAAGGUCAUGAUGUGAUUCAGUUCUUGGUCUAG
Arctia plantaginis is the source of this 885-nucleotide messenger RNA. The record is from the annotation of a GenBank genome assembly. Lineage: Eukaryota; Metazoa; Arthropoda; Insecta; Lepidoptera; Erebidae.